UUUUUUUUUUAAUUAAUUUAUUUUUUUUCUCCUUAAUUUUUUAUUUUUUUUUUUCCCCCCCAGCAAGGUGACUCGCAGUAAUUAGAAGGGAGCUCAAGAUGGCUGGAGUUUCAUCCAGCAAAGGAGCGAAGAGAAAGGUGGCAGCCAACGUUUUAGAGCCCCCGUCCAAAUCUCCCAAAGUCACCUUGCUGAGCCCCUCCCUCCUCCUCCUGGAAAUCCCUGCUGACACCAACACCAGCCUCCCGGUAUGGGAGGCCGUAAGAUCCCAGCGUGUUGACAUCGCCUGGACUGUCAAUCCCUACAGCAUCGGCGUUCAUUUAACCCCUGAGACCUCUCGGCAAGGGAGGGGCACAACUUCCAGCCAAAGUCAGAGCUCUUCCAGCGCCGCGCAGACCUCGGUGCUCGCAUCCAGCGCCCUGCAGCCUCAGAGGGUCCAGUCCGUCACUCAGCAACAUCGCGCCUCCCAGAACGCCUCCUGUGUCCUGCUCACCUUCUCCCACAACAGCACCCAAUCGCUGCAUUUCCCUCCAGGUCAACCACAGCAAAUACCGCCAAACCCCAAGCCAGCCACCUCCCUCAUCGUCUCCCUGCCUCUCAUCAUCACCCAGCCCCAGCCUGCCCACCAGCCCGGCACCACUACAACGAAUGGGGUCAUACCCACCACCCGGACCCCAGCAACCACGCCCACCAAGCUGCAAGCGCCGUCCAAAGCGCCCGUCCCGUCUCCUUUCCACACGAAGACCUCCCCAGACAUCCAGAUCUGCGACAGCUUCCUCUUAAGCAUGUGCCGCGGGGGGAAUAAGUGUAAGAUGCACCACACGCCCUACCCGUUUCACUGGCAGCUGAGGUGUGUGAUCACCCGCCAGUGGGUCGACAUCUCCCCCCGCUCUCAAGUCUUACUGGAAAGGAUCUACUGCGAUGUCAACCAAGAGGUGAUUGGCAUCAAAGAUGGACAUGUGCGCUACAGCCUGAACUUCAACUUGAUGGAGUUGGACGAACCAGCGAAGUAUGACGGCGUGAGACGCCUGAAUAACUCUGACAGUCUGGUCAGGAACCCUUACUUUCCCAGCAAAUGGAAAAUCUACUGGUGGAACAACCUCAGCUGGGAAGAGUACAGCAAGAAUGUGUCCACCUUGCUGCUGAAGAAGAUGAGUGAAAAAGAGCCCGAGUGUUCCUUCUACAUCAGCACACAGGAGUACAAGCUGGACUUCACCACCAUGACCCAGACCAACGUCACCACAGGGUUCCAGAGAGAAGUCCGCUGCAGACCGGUCUACCGCUCCCCUGAUUCCAUGCAGCCUUACCUGCAGACAGGAAUCCAGACUGACCCGGCUGCGCCUGCUAGUGUUCCUCCACAGGCAAACUUCGGGGUGGACCCUCUGGAGGAGUUCAGUUCCUGGUAUCCUCCGGUGUGGUGUCAAGCCUCAGGGGAUGAGUACAGCCUGGUACAUGUUCCGGCAGGGACACAGGCCUACCGGAGGGUCCAAAACCUCUUCUACGAGAGCCUGCCUGAGACCAAGGUGGACAUCGUCAGCAUCCAACAGAUUCAGAACCUCCUCCACUGGGACAAGUACCAAAGGCACAAGUCGUACAUGCAGAAGCAGCACAGCGAGUCUAAGGAGCCUCUGGAGAGACAUCUCUUCCACGGGACAACCAAAGAGGCCUCAGAAGACAUCUGCCACAACAACUUCGACCCUCGCAUGGCCGGGCUCAACGGAGCGUCCUACGGUUUCGGCUCCUACUUUGCCACCACCGCCUCCUUCUCCAGCACCUACUCAGCCAAGGUGGGGCCCGAUCAUGUUCGCCACAUGUUCCUAGCCAAAGUCCUGGUGGGGAACGUGAGUCUGGGAAGGAACAGCUACCGCCGCCCCCCACCGCUCAGCUCCAAGACGAGGCAGUACCACCUCUACGAUACCUGUGUGGACAACAUGGACAAACCUACCGUGUUUGUAGUUUUUGAUAGCUGCCAGUGCUACCCAUACUACCUGAUCAAGUACAGAGACCUGCCCAAAGAGAUUGAUAUUUGAUGUAAAAGAGGAUCGGGGUAGCGAGGGUGUUAGCUGGGAAGUUAACUGUUCAGACAGAAACAGUGUUAAAGGUGUUCAGUUGUAAGAUGACCUGACGUGUUAUCAGAUUCAUCAAAUGUUGUCAGGUACAGUUGCCGUCAGUGUUCAGUUUGCUUACAUAAAAAGUACAGAAUAUCUAGAUUAUGCGCAAUGAAGUUCUACUUGAAAGCAACAGAGAAUUGUAAGCAGACAGCUAGAAGGUUAAACUGCAUUCCAAAGCAUGCGAAGCACUUUAUUUUUCAAAAUGUUUUUAUUUUGGUUAUUUAAACAUUUUACAUUGAUGGAAAUAAGCACUUUUGUUUAGCUGUUAAAAGGUGUUCUGAUCAAAUUGACAUCUGUCACGUUUAUGAAAAUAAACUGUUCACUGGAUACAUUCAUCUCUCCGUGUAUUAACAUGAUAAACACGUUUGAUCAUC
Xiphias gladius (swordfish) is the source of this 2482-nucleotide messenger RNA. Its product is annotated as protein mono-ADP-ribosyltransferase TIPARP-like. NCBI's taxonomy places the organism in Eukaryota, Metazoa, Chordata, Actinopteri, Istiophoriformes, Xiphiidae. The transcript has 6 exons. Gene Ontology annotation, molecular function: NAD+ poly-ADP-ribosyltransferase activity. The coding region runs from base 99 to 2027 and encodes 642 amino acids. The record is from RefSeq and is a predicted model, not a curated record.